Molecule: messenger RNA, 1278 nt
Organism: Nicrophorus vespilloides
Lineage: Eukaryota; Metazoa; Arthropoda; Insecta; Coleoptera; Silphidae
Gene: BHD
Product: folliculin
Exons: 1
Coding region: 79-1266 (395 amino acids)
Biological process (GO): positive regulation of transforming growth factor beta receptor signaling pathway; negative regulation of transcription by RNA polymerase II; positive regulation of GTPase activity
Cellular component (GO): cytosol
Molecular function (GO): GTPase activator activity
Source: RefSeq, a predicted model, not a curated record
AGUAUUAUAAUUAAAUUCGCUUAGAUAACCCUCACUCGCGCAAAACCAUACACAAAUAAUAACAUAACCUGUGUUAAAAUGGAAGGUAUUUUAGCAUUAGGUCAUUUCUGUGAAACGCACGGUCCUUGCGUCGUUUUAUCCACACAAAGAUGUAAAGGUGAUCCUGAGCAAGGUCCACACAGCCUCACAGUUCCAUGGUGUGAGGCCUGCCAAUCCCUGGAGCUGGAUCAGGCUUUAGUCAGCCGGGAUGAGUAUUGCAUCUAUGUAACAACAAGAACACCUUUGCAGCAGGACUUGGCUUUCCUAUUGAAGCAGGCUACUGUGAGGAGCCUCAGUUGUGAGCAGGAGGGUACACUGUACUUUGGAGAUAAUGAGAGAGGUCAUGUUAUUUCGCACAGCUUUACAGUUCACGAUUCAUUGGCCAGAGGAUUCUUGAGGAAGUAUACUAUUUUAAUGUUAAUGAGAGAUAAGCUCCAUUUAUUGAACAAAUGGACAUUUUUACUUAAGCACAUAAAGGACAUUGCUGGAAUUUUGAAUGAAUAUUCAGCUAAAGUAAAUGAAGAGGAACAAUUGCAGAGACCACAAAGAUCUGUGAGGCAAGCUCAAAAUCAGCCCAACAAUACGGGACGUUCCUUGUCCCAACUAACAGGAAAGCCAGCAAUAUAUGCUCAUCUGCACCUGUGGUUUGCAUGGCUUUUAGGCUGCCAAAUAAUUGUUGAAAAACCAUUCUCUUCAAAUCUACCAGUGCCAAAACCGUCCUCACUUCUUAGGACUUUAUUUCAAGAGAUAGGACAAGAGAAAUUCAAGCUUAUAGCUCUAUGCAUUCUCACAGGAAAAACUGUGGAUGCCAGUGAUCCCAAUAUGUUGGAAACAUUGUACUCGAUGCUACCAGACCCUAAUUGGGUGCAAAAGGCUGAUAAAUCAAAAUACUGCAAAAUAAGGAAAGAAAACAAUUGGCUCAUAGAUUCCAAUGUACUUAAUCCAGGAAAGACUUCGACUUUACAGAACGAAAUAGAAAAUGCUCUAGGCGACGCCAGACUAACAGAAAGCGCUCUAGAACCCCAAUUAACUUCAAUUGUAAUGCAUUGGCUGCAUAUCGCCAGAGUCUUAUCCUGGUGUCCCCAGAUGGAUCUGAAAUUGCUGCAGAGUUUGAACGUGCAGAAACACGAUAUUCCCGUUUUAAUAUAUUGGACUCUCAACUGCUCUGACUGUGAUAAACAUGAUUCAAUUGUAAAAAGUUUAUACAAUAUCUAUGGUGUUAGUUAACUAUGAAAUAAA